This is a messenger RNA of Carassius carassius (crucian carp), 1948 nucleotides long. It is a transcript of the gene slc7a8b, whose product is annotated as solute carrier family 7 member 8b. Gene Ontology annotation, molecular function: neutral L-amino acid transmembrane transporter activity; L-amino acid transmembrane transporter activity. The transcript has 11 exons. Gene Ontology annotation, biological process: neutral amino acid transport; amino acid transmembrane transport. Bases 73 to 1575 code for a protein of 500 amino acids. Gene Ontology annotation, cellular component: membrane. NCBI's taxonomy places the organism in Eukaryota, Metazoa, Chordata, Actinopteri, Cypriniformes, Cyprinidae. The record is from RefSeq and is a predicted model, not a curated record.
GCGGGAGGAUAAAGUUACGGAGACUCUGAACAUCAACACCUUAAGCACAGAGUUGCUUCUGUCUGUGUGAAAAUGAGCAGCAGCGGUGCCCGAUGCAGGGCUGCAUCAGUUCCAGACACGGACACCGAUGACCGAGAACCAGCAGUGACCUUGAAGAAAGAGAUCGGACUCCUCAGUGCAUGUGGUAUUAUUGUGGGUAACAUUAUUGGGUCUGGGAUCUUUGUAAGUCCAAAGGGUGUUUUGGAAAACAGCAGCUCAGUGGGUCUGGCUCUCAUCGUGUGGACUCUCACUGGCGUCAUCACUGCCAUCAGUGCUCUGUGCUAUGCUGAACUGGGAGUCACAAUCCCAAAGUCAGGUGGAGACUAUUCCUAUGUUAAGGACAUCUUUGGAGGGCUAGCUGGGUUUCUAAGGCUGUGGAUUGCAGUGUUAGUGAUCUAUCCAACUAACCAGGCUGUGAUUGCCCUCACAUUUGCCAAUUACGCAUUGCAGCCUCUCUUCCCUUCCUGCUUUCCCCCAGAGAGAGCGCUGGGUCUGCUCGCCGCCGUCUGCCUGUUGCUGUUAACCUGGAUUAACUGCUUCAGUGUCCGCUGGGCGACGCGUGUACAGGAUGUGUUCACCACAGGCAAACUCCUCGCCCUCUGCCUCAUCAUCAUCAUGGGCAUUGUGCAGAUCUGCAAGGGUAAUUUUUAUUGGUUGGAGCCAGAACAUGCAUUUCAUCCUCUCCAACCCUAUGAUGUGGGUCGCAUUGCACUCGGUUUCCUUCAGGGCUCCUUUGCUUAUGCAGGCUGGAACUUUCUUAAUUAUGUAACAGAAGAGCUCAUUGACCCCUACAGGAACCUGCCUCGUGCAAUCUUCAUCUCAGUCCCUCUGGUUACUUUCAUCUAUGUAUUUGCGAAUAUUGCAUAUGUUACAGCUAUGAGCCCUCAGGAGCUGAUUGCCUCCAAUGCUGUUGCUGUGACAUUUGGUGAAAAGCUGCUUGGGGUGAUGUCAUGGAUCAUGCCCAUCUCUGUGGCUCUGUCCACCUUCGGAGGGGUUAAUGGGUCCCUUUUCACAUCAUCUAGGUUAUUCUUUGCAGGUGCCAGGGAAGGACAUCUUCCCCGUCUGUUGGCAAUGAUUCAUGUGAACCGCUGUACACCCAUCCCAGCUCUGAUUUUCACUUGUAUAUCAACUCUACUGAUGUUGUGCACUAGUGACAUAUACACCCUUAUCAACUAUGUUGGCUUCAUCAACUACCUGUUUUAUGGGGUCACUGUUGCCGGGCAGAUUGUGCUUCGCAUCAAAGAACCAGACAUACAUCGACCAAUCAAGGUGAGCUUGGCGUGGCCAGUAAUUUUCCUGAUUUUCUGGGCAUUCCUGCUGAUCUUCUCUCUGUACUCGGAGCCUGUGGUGUGUUGCAUUGGUCUGGCCAUUAUGUUGUCAGGUGUUCCUGUCUAUUUUUUAGGCAUCUAUUGGGAAAACAAGCCCGAGAGCUUCAACUCCUUUGUUGCUAAACUGACACACUUGGGGCAGAAGUUGUUCAUGGUGGUAUAUCCUGAUGGAGGCAGUGAAGACGGGAAUGAAGACGAAGCUGGAUAAGAUUGCAAGAAUUUAAUUUACUGAUUCAUUCAUGGAUAUUAAUUCAUCAGCUAAGCUUAAGCAAUGUGAAUUUGGUAGGUUAUGAAAAUGCAAAACAAACAUGCACGUACAGUGUGGAGGAUAAUGUAAUGGCUAAGAAGUAUUUUUCAUUUGAAAGACUGGCACUGGAAAGUAACAUUCUAGGUGCAAUACUGCCACCAAUUGGCAAGAUUGUUAGAUACAAUAUGAAUAUUGUUGCGGUGACUGUUAUGGUUAAUUUUGUAUUUUUAUAUUGAGCAUAUUAUUGUACUCUUUCCGUCAGUCUCUGAUGUUUGUAUUACCUAAAUUGUAUACUCUAUUGUAAAAAGGUUGAAUAAUCCUGAAGAUAAUGUUU